AUGGCAUCGCGAAAGACGGUGAAUCGUCGCCAGCGACCUCAACGGGCCACGUCGAACGUUUUCGCCAUGUUCGAUCAGGCGCAGAUUCAGGAGUUCAAGGAGGCGUUUAACAUGAUUGACCAGAAUAGAGACGGUUUCAUUGAUCAGGCUGACCUCCAGGAAAUGUUUGCGUCUCUGGGCAAGGAUGUAAAUGAGCAGUUUCUUGACGCAAUGAUAAAUGAGGCGCCUGGCGCUAUCAAUUUUACCAUGUUCUUGACUCUUUUUGGAGAAAAGUUGACCGGUACUGAUCCAGAAGAAGUCAUUCGCAACGCUUUCCAGUGUUUUGACGAGGAUAAUUCGGGUAAAUUAAGCGAGGAUCGACUUCGUGAACUUCUCACCACAAUGGGUGAUAGGUACACCCACGAACAGGUCGAUGAGUUAUUCCGUGAUGCUCCCAUCAAGAAUGGAUACUUUGAUUACGUGGAGUUUACACGUAUGUUGAAACAUGGUACCAAAGACAAAGAUGAGCAGUGA
This is a messenger RNA of Angiostrongylus costaricensis, 513 nucleotides long. The record is from the annotation of a GenBank genome assembly. NCBI's taxonomy places the organism in Eukaryota, Metazoa, Nematoda, Chromadorea, Rhabditida, Metastrongylidae.